GUGGUGCGCUGCAUACCAACACACACGCACACACACACACACACACACGCACACACACACACUCCCACGGAGGAAGCAGCACCCACUAAAACACGUCCAUGUCAAGUUUUGACGCUUUUCUCUUUUUUUUUCUCCUCCCCAAGAACCUUCACCUCAACCGGAGUGAGCACCAAACUGGGACCGCGGACUUGUUGUUUUUAUCUUUGCUGACGUUUUGCCAGCGACACAAACAACGCGUGGACUCCCCCCGCGUGGGAACAGGCGACAGGUGGACCGGGCUGACGUUCGGCUGCGUUCACGUGUAAGAAGAAGAUCCAUUUGGGAAUAAUUACAAGAAGAAGAACUCCGUCAUCCUCACCAUGGGCUGCCCCCUUUUGUGGAACACCUUGGCCGGCUUGGUCCUGGUCCUGGCGGGCAAAGGCUCCGCCGUCCACGGAACGGCAGAAUUUGGGCAGCUGCCGGACAACAUCACAGUUUUAGAAGGAGAGAACGUCACUCUGAGGUGUCACAUCGACGAGGAGGUGACCCACAAGGCGUGGCUGAACCGCUCCAACAUCCUGUUCACGGGCAAGGACAAGUGGUCGCUGGACAAGCGCGUGACGCUGGUGAACAACAACAGCAGCGACUUCUCCAUCCACAUCCACCAGGUGCAAGUGAGCGACGAGGGGCCCUACACCUGCACCUUCCAGGCCAGCAACAAGCUCCGCAUCGCCCACGUCUACCUCAUUGUGCAAGUGCCGGCCAGGAUCAUCAACAUCUCCACGGACGUGUCGGUAAACGAGGGCGAGAACGUCAACCUCUUCUGCCUGGCGGUGGGUCGGCCCGAGCCCACCAUCACCUGGAAAGACCAGAAAUACGGUCUGGUGAGCGAGGGCGAGUUCCUGGACAUCACCGACAUCAAGAGGCAGCAGGCUGAGGACUACGAGUGCAUCACCCACAACGGCGUCGCUCCGCCCGACCAGCACAAGGUCAAGGUCACGGUCAACUACCCGCCCAUGAUCACCGACGUUAAGGACAUGCCGGCCCAUUUCGGAAAGAUGGCCAUCUUGCGCUGCGAGGCCAUGGCGGUCCCGCCCGCCUCCUUCGAGUGGUACCGGGAUGACCACAGGCCCGUGGAGCGCGACAACAACCUGAAGAUCAAGAACGAGAAGACGCGCUCGCUGCUGGUGUUCACCAACGUGACGGAGAAGCACUUUGGCAACUACACCUGCUUCGCCACCAACCGCCUGGGGGCCUCCAACGCCAGCAUGUUGCUCUACCGGCCGGGGGCCAUUCAGGGUCGAGGGGUCGGUCUACAAGCAGGACUCAGCAUCUGGAUCACCCUCUCUUGCGCCCUGAUGCUGGGGGUGUGAGGACCACCCCCACCAUGGAGGUUGUCCUCUAACGUCCCCUUCGACUCCCCUCCCAACCCCCCCUGCCCCCCUCCCCUGAUGAAAGGAGGAGGCAAAUGGAAUUCUUUAAUUACAAACCCAUCACUGUGAACAAAAAGAAUAUGCAUUGAGUCAUUGAGUCAUUGCAUCAAACUGGAGACACCCCCCCCCCCCUCCUCCUCCCCCCUCUUCUUCUUUCUCCGCUCUCUGUCGCCCCCUGCUGGAGUGAGCGCGCACCUUCACCUCCUGUGUGAUGAUGUAACUUAACACGCAUACGAUGUGUACUAAUGUAACUACAGAGUUUGCCUUAUGGAGAUAAAUGUGUGGAAGUGAGAUAGUCAUGUGACCUGUUUAAAGCGACACACACACACACACACACAGUAUAUAUAUAUAUACACACACACAAAUACAUAUAUGGUGUACGUACGGCUUUUUUCCAUUUCAGCGGUGCAGCGGUGAAGCUGCUAUGAAUGAUGUCAAAACGUGCACACUCCCGAAAAAAAAAAAAUAUAAAAAAAAAAAAGUCAAGUCGGCGGUGGCGGCCAUCUUGAACAUCCCCACUUUGACCUUUUUGCUUUGUCUCGUCACCCCCAACCCGAGUGUAAAUAUGUUUUCAAGCCGCGGCGUCUUUCACGCUCUUUGUUGCUCGUUGAUAGCAUGUUAGCGAUGUCUCUGUUUGUGACUCCGACAUCACCCGCCCCCCCCCCCUCCCCCGCCCCCAGCUCCGCCCCCUUGCACUUGUGUCUGUCCCCCCCCCCCCUUUCCCCCAUCCCGCAUUUUCCUUUUUUGGGUGUUGCUACUACUACCGAUGCUGAUGAUGUUCAUACGUGAUUACAUGUGAGAAGAAGAAAAAAGAAAAAAAAUACAUAACAGUGGUGAUGGGACGGGGGUGGGUCGGGUGGGAUUAUGGGUCGUUUUUUUAUACUCUGGGACGCACUAAAAUAACUGACAAAAAAAAAAAAUGGUGUAAAGUUUUCCUAUUUUGCCAUGACGAGCUUUUUAAAAAUAGGUUGGAAACAGUCCAAAGGGAUGAUGAUGAUUAUUAUUAUUAUUAUUAAUUUGUAAAACUGCAUCUUUUUGUGCCAUCAGCCCACCCUCUCUCUAUACAGCGUGUUUGUCCUCUUGUCUCGGCAUCUUUGUCUGACGUUUAAUGGGAUUCAACGGAGAAAUAAAAGAUGUAAUAACUAUUAAAGAAAUGACUGGCCAGUGGUGUAUAUUAGAGGUGUCAAUAAAAAUCGAUUUUUGAUUGAAUCGUGAUUUUUUUUUUACUUUUAUUUUUAUUUUUUUCAAUUAAUCCAUCCAACAAAACAAUACCAUAAUAAUGCAAUUCCAAUUCCAAAACUAAACCCGACCCAGCAACAUUCAGAAUAGCAAUAAAACAGAGCAGUUGAGAGGACACACAAACAUGACACUAGCUCUACUUUUUAUUUUUAUUUAUAUUUAGGAUCUUUUUAUUUAUUUUUUUUAAUACACUGCAGCACUUUGAGGUUGUUUGCUCAAUGUAAAGUGCUUUUUUUUUUUUACAA
This is a messenger RNA of Entelurus aequoreus (snake pipefish), 2896 nucleotides long. RefSeq names its product IgLON family member 5 (gene iglon5). Lineage: Eukaryota; Metazoa; Chordata; Actinopteri; Syngnathiformes; Syngnathidae. Gene Ontology annotation, cellular component: neuron projection. Bases 360 to 1352 code for a protein of 330 amino acids. The record is from RefSeq and is a predicted model, not a curated record. The transcript is spliced from 9 exons.